GUUUAGCAACCGGAACUUCCUUAUGACAACGAACAUACUUCGCGCUGUUCAGCGUCGAGAAACGGUUGUGUUCUGUGUCACAUAAUAAAAGAUGUCGAAAGUGAUGUCGGUUGGGACGCUUUGAGGUAAACAAAAAAAAUCAGUUUAAUAUUAACCGGUACAAAAGCUCAGCUGUGCAGCUUAAGUUACACAGUCUGUUAACAGCCGCAGCGGGUUUUUCGGCUCACUUCAAAUCGAAUAGUUCAGAAUCGUCGGUUCCUCACGUCACGACAUUUGAUUUGAGACUAGUUGUUGAUUGUUAGUUUUCUGCCAGCCUUUUCUUUUUGGCAAAGUUCAAAAACGAAGGCGUCUACAUGUUAAAUAAAGCCUAAAGGACGCUGUGACGCCUGGCGCUUCAGCAUGAAGGGGCUCAGCUCGCGGUGCGCCUUCUGCGCGGGCUUCCUGCUGGGAACGUGCACGCUCUACAUGUUCCUGCGGCAGCUGCGCGACCCGCACAGUCUACUGGAACUGCCCAGGAGCCCCGAGAACGUGGUCGGCUUGCUGGUGGGACAAGUGCAUGGCGAAGGCGGCAGCGCUCAGCUGGACGCCCAGGACGGUUCUGCACCUAGCAGCCAGCCUGGCCACCACGCUCCAGAGGCAGACAGACAUGUUGCAGAUGAACUGUAUAAGAAGGUUCGUAUUUUCUGCUGGGUGAUGACAGGCCCAAACAACCUACAGCAGAAGGCCCGGCAUGUAAAAGCCACGUGGACUAGGCACUGCAAUGCGGUUGUGUUCAUGAGUUCAGUGGCAGACCCAGACUUCCCCACCGUUGGACUGGGCACGAAAGAGGGCCGUGAUCAGCUGUACUGGAAGACCAUCCGUGCCUUUCACUAUGCCUUAGAGAAGCAUGGUGAUGAGGCAGAUUGGUUCCUCAAAGCAGACGAUGAUACUUAUGUUGUGCUGGAUAAUCUGCGCUGGAUCUUAGCAAACUACACACCGGAGGACCCCAUCUACUUUGGCAAGCGCUUCAAGCCCUAUGCCAAGCAGGGCUACAUGAGUGGAGGCGCAGGCUACGUACUCAGCAAAGAGGCCCUUAAAAGGUUUGUGGAGGGCUUCCGCACCAAGGUAUGUACCCACACCACGUCGGUGGAGGACCUGGCACUGGGGCAAUGCAUGGAGAAGAUGGGAGUCCUGGCUGGGGACUCCCGGGAUACUCUACAACGUGAGACUUUCCAUCCCUUUGUGCCUGAGAGUCAUCUUACUGGCAAGUUCUCUAAAAGCUUCUGGUACUGGAAUUACUGCUACUACCCCAUUGUGGAGGGCCCUCAGUGCUGCUCUGACCUCGCCAUCUCAUUUCACUACGUAGAUGCCAAGCUGAUGUACUUGUUGGAAUACUAUACCUACCACCUGCGUGCCUUUGGGUACAAAUACCGCUAUCAGCCCCCACCUCCCAAGGCUUUGACUAGCCCGGAAAAGGUGGAUGGAAGGUCGAAGGAGGCCGGUGUGGAGACUGAGCCCAAAGGUUCAGAGCAGGCAGAAAAGCUUCCCAAAGGUCCAGAAGCAAGAAGAUAGUGGGACUACAGCUCUUGUCCUAAGUAUGAGGAAUCUUCGUGUGUAGGUAGGACUGCAUCGGUGAAAAUCUGCUACUGGAAAAACAACCAAAUGGAAGGAUAGGAAGGGGGCUGUGUGAUGGGUGUUGCAGGGGGAAGGGGAGGUGCAGCGCUUUGGGACAGUUUUCAGUUGUCAGGCAACCCAACCCAGAGUGACAUGUUUGAAGUACACCAGAGGUUCAGACUGUGUUCUGGGAAAUUCUGUAUGUAUUUUGGUUUUCAUUUUGGUUGAGCUCUUAAUGUAUUAACCUUAAUAGAGUUGAAACGUAAUCCGCCGUCCAAUUUUUGUAUCAACACCUGACAUGUUAAAAUGAGGCCUCCAGGGGUUUUUGUUUUCUUUUGCUAGUUGACAACUGUCUGAAAAGAUAAAAUGUUACAGGUGGAUUGCUGCUGAUUUAGUUUGUCUAAUUGUAAAUUGUUACAGAUUACAUCAUAAAGCUCUAUCAUGUGUAAUGUAGCAGUAACUGGACUUUCUUUCGUUAUGUCAAGACUGCAUAGCUUUAAGAGCUCAUCUGCAUUGAAAACCACCAUACAUGAAAGUACAGCAGCAAAAGGCUAGAAACCACUGAACCGUGCCAAUUUGGAUAUCUACAAUGCUGAACAAAUGCAGGAAAAGCAAGACAUCUGAUGCUUGCUGGAUGUAUCGACUUACAGCAGAGGUUGGUCUUGAGUACAUUUCAGUCUGCAGCUGUGACUGUAUAUCAAUGAACAGAAACCAGUUGCUGUGAGGACUGUAGGGAAACCAGGAUGCCUUCAAAGGGUUCAAAUAUUUUAUGGUGAAUUUACAUUUAACUUUCAUUUGUGGUGGCAUACAAAAAGGAAAAAAUAUCUGGGAUCCA
This is a messenger RNA of Scleropages formosus (Asian bonytongue), 2428 nucleotides long. RefSeq names its product core 1 synthase, glycoprotein-N-acetylgalactosamine 3-beta-galactosyltransferase 1, like b (gene c1galt1lb). The coding region runs from base 400 to 1551 and encodes 383 amino acids. The transcript has 4 exons. Gene Ontology annotation, cellular component: membrane. Gene Ontology annotation, molecular function: N-acetylgalactosaminide beta-1,3-galactosyltransferase activity. Lineage: Eukaryota; Metazoa; Chordata; Actinopteri; Osteoglossiformes; Osteoglossidae. The record is from RefSeq and is a predicted model, not a curated record.